This is a messenger RNA of Otolemur garnettii (small-eared galago), 969 nucleotides long. It is a transcript of the gene RTL10, whose product is annotated as retrotransposon Gag like 10. Lineage: Eukaryota; Metazoa; Chordata; Mammalia; Primates; Galagidae. The record is from RefSeq and is a predicted model, not a curated record.
AUGCAGCACAGUGGGCAGGGCCCUGGCAGUCUCAUCCAGGUGGCGGCCAGUUAUGCCAGUGCACACCCUUGGUAGCAGAUGGACCAGGCCUCUUCUCCUCAGGUGGCAUGUAGCCCCCUGGAUCCCUGGGUUGAGCAGCCCUGCUGUGGGGAACUUGUAUGCCGGUGUACAACCAUGGAGUAGAAGAGCAUAGCUGGUGGCACUUCCAGUGGUAGGCCCGUAGUACAGGGUCCCUAGGGUGGGGGCAGGCUUGGCUCUGGCCUCAGGAUGGACUUCCACUGGGUGCUAGGUUCAGACGGGCACCUCUGACUACCUCCUUGGCUGCUGAACCGCUUUUUGGCCCAACUGGGUGAUUACAUGUCCUUUCACUUCGAGCACUGCUAGGACAGUCUCAGCCUUGUUGAGAUCCUUGGACACCUGACUGGUGAUUCUUGGUGUGGCAGCCCCUCCCUCGACGGGGAGCUGUCCCUGUCUGAUGAUCAUGAGCUCCUCCUGGAGGAUCUUGAGGUGGACAGUUUUGCUGAAUACCAUGUGCUAUGCCCUGUUCCCUGUCUGGCCUCAAGCCAGCUGCCAGUGGCCCCACAGCAGCCUGUGGUGAGGCAGUACCGCCUGGCACUCAGCAUAGGUCCCCCCCAGGCCUGUCCAGCUGCUCUGGCCACCCUCUCGGUUUCUCAGUCCAGCUCUACAUUCAGAAGUGCAGUGCCUGAGCAGUAGCAUGGCAAGAAGAGCGCUGGGCCUGUGGGGCCCAUUCUGCCCAGCUCUGCAUGUGGCUCAGACCUGGGUCUGUGCAGCCCCAUCCUGCCCAGUUCCUCAUGUGGCUCAGACCUGGGCCUCUAGGACCAGUCUGCUCCCAGCCAGAAGACCAUACCUGUCCCUACCCUUUCAGGAUCUGCUAAAUCCCCCACCCAGAGACCACACCCCACUUUCCCAGGGGGUCCAAACCCCCAGAAAACAGAAGAAGGCUUCUGA